CAGAAUGCUUUACGGUCUCGCUCCAGUCAUGUGAUUUAACAGAUGACAAGAGGCAGGCUUCGAUAACAAACAUCACGUUGUUGUAACAUUUACUGGGUGCUUUGACAUGAAGCAAACUUCGUCGAGGAUUUAACAUGUGUUUCAAAACAUCCACUGAGAUAUAAGAACUGUUGGCCACGGAAAUUAUAUGAUUUGUUCUCACAAUGGCGGAAGUGGAGGACCAGGAGAGGAAGCCAAGUGAGGAAUUCACAGAUGAAUCCGAGGAGGAGGACAGCGAGGAGGAGCCCAAACUGAAGUACGAGAGGCUCUCCAACGGGGUGACGGAAAUCCUCCAGAACGACGCGGCCAGCUGCAUGACCGUCCACGACAAGUUUCUGGCUCUAGGCACCCACUUUGGAAAGGUCUUCCUGCUGGACAUCCAGGGAAAUGUAACGCAGAAGUUUGAAAUUAGUUCAGUGAAGAUCAACCAGAUCAGUCUGGAUGAAAGUGGAGAGCAUGUGGGCAUCUGCUCCGAGGACGGGAAGGUCCAAGUUUUUGGUCUCUAUACCAGAGAGGGUUUCCAUGACAACUUUGACUGUCCCAUCAAAGUGGUUGCGUUACACCCGCAGUUUAGCCGAUCCAACUACAAACAGUUUGUCACCGGGGGCAACAAGCUGCUUCUGUACGAAAGGAACUGGCUAAAUCGCUGGAAGACGUUGGUCCUACACGAGGGAGAGGGCACCAUCACUAACGUACAGUGGAGAGCCAACCUGAUCGCCUGGGCCAAUAACUUGGGAGUCAAAAUCUACGACAUCAGCACCAAGCAGCGAAUCACCAACGUGUUGAAAGACAACAUCAGCCUGAGGCCUGACAUGUACCCGUGCAGCCUGUGUUGGAAGGACGAUACGACUCUCAUUGUCGGAUGGGGUACUUCCAUUAAGAUAUGUGUCGUGAAAGAGCGCAACCCCACUGAAAUGAGGGAUCUGCCAAGCCGCUACGUGGAAAUAGUGUCUGCGUUUGAGACUGAGUUUUUCAUCUGUGGCCUGGCCCCGCUGGCCGAUCAGCUGGUCUCCUUGUUCUUCGUGAGAGAGAACGCCGACCAGAUGGUAACACGGCGAACGCCGUCCCGCGUGAACCCAGAGCAGGACGAGGAGUUCCGGGCGCGGCCCCGGCUGGACAUCAUCCAGCCUCUCCCCGAGGGCUGCGAGGAGAUCUCCUCGGACGCCCUGACCGUGCGCAACUACCGGGACAACGAGUGCAGAGACUACCGCCUGGAGCAUUCCGAGGGAGAGUCGCUCUUCUACAUCAUCAGUCCCAAAGACAUCGUCGUGGCCAAAGAGCGAGACCAGGACGACCAUAUCGAUUGGCUGCUGGAAAAGAAAAAAUACGAGGAGGCCCUGAUGGCCGCAGAGAUCAGCUUUAAAAACAUUAAGAGGCACGACGUUCAGAAGAUUGGAAUGGCCUACAUCAAUCAUCUGGUGGAGAGGGGAGACUACGAGAGCGCCGCCAGAAAGUGUCAAAAGGUUCUUGGGAAAAACAUGGAGCUGUGGGAGAAUGAGGUGUACAGGUUUAAGACAAUAGGGCAGCUAAAGGCCAUCAGUCAGUAUCUGCCCAGAGGAGAUCUGCGUCUGAGACCAGCCAUCUAUGAAAUGAUCCUGCACGAAUUUCUAAAAACUGACUAUGAGGGCUUUGCCACGCUGAUCCGGGAAUGGCCCGGAGAGCUGUACAACAACAUGGCCAUCGUUCAGGCGGUCAGCGACCACCUGAAGAAGGACCCCACCAACAGCACGCUGCUCACCACGCUGGCCGAGCUAUACACGUACGACCAACGCUACGACAGAGCUUUAGAAAUCUACCUGAGACUGAGGCACAAAGACGUUUACCAGCUCAUCCACAAACACAACCUGUUCUCCUCCAUAGAAGACAAGAUCGUCCUCCUCAUGGACUUUGACAAAGAGAAAGCUGUUGACAUGCUGCUUGACAAUGAAGACAAGAUAUCUAUUGACCGGGUGGUGGAAGAGCUAGCAGACAGGCCAGAGCUGCUGCAUGUGUACCUCCAUAAACUGUUCAAGCGGGACCACCACAAAGGCCAGAAGUACCACGAGAAGCAAAUAGGCCUGUAUGCAGAGUACGACCGACCGAACCUCCUGCCCUUCCUGAGGGACAGCACACACUGCCCCCUUGAAAAGGCUCUUGAGAUUUGUCAGCAAAGGAACUUUGUGGAGGAAACGGUCUUCCUGCUCAGCAGGAUGGGGAACUGCAGGAGAGCUCUUCAGAUGAUCAUGGAGGAGCUGGAGGAUGUGGACAAAGCUAUAGAGUUUGCUAAAGAGCAGGACGACGCUGAGCUGUGGGAGGAUCUCAUCUCUUACUCCAUCGAUAAGCCACCGUUCAUCACUGGCCUCCUCAAUAAUAUCGGCACUCACGUUGAUCCGAUUCUGCUCAUCCAUCGCAUAAAGGAGGGCAUGGAGAUCCCCAACCUCAGAGAUUCGCUUGUGAAAAUCCUCCAUGACUACAAUCUGCAAAUUCUUCUGCGAGAAGGAUGCAAAAAGAUCCUGGUGGCCGAUUCCCUCUCCCUGCUCCAGAAGAUGCAUCGCACACAGAUGAGAGGAGUCAGGGUCGAUGAGGGAAACAUCUGCGAGUCUUGUCAUGCUACAAUUUUACCCUCAGAUAUGGCCAAAGCCUUCAACGUGGUGGUUUUCCACUGCAGACACAUGUUUCACAAGGAGUGUUUGCCAUCUUCAGGGACCAUCCCUGGAGGGCAGUUCUGUAACAUCUGCAGUGCGAAGAAACGAGGGCCCGGAAGUGGAAUACUCGAGAUGAAAAAGUAACACAGUUUAAUGCGACCACAAUGCUAUUAUUGAUGCUUUUCCUCUCCUUUCCUUAUUGCUUCCCCAGUGUUUUGAUCAAUGGAAAUCCCAUUUCUGCUGUAGCUGAACUCCAAACUUGCAAAAAUGCUAAACAUUUUCAUUGGACAAUUUGCUGUAAAUUUACAUCUAACGGCUGUGAGGUGCCAUGCUUGCUCUGCAUGAAACUAAUACGAUUUUGAGAUUAAAAUAAAAUUGAAUGAAAGCUGUCUCUGUUAUUACUCGAUUGUUAUGCAUUUGUUCUACUUAUUGGAGUUUAUCAUCCUUUCUGGUCAAGUCAAAAUGUAUUAAAAGGGGGGUGAAAGACAUGUUAUGCCCUACAGUAAACCAAACUUUUUGUAUAUAAAUGGAAUGAGAGCAAAAAAUAAACCUGUCAUGGAAAGACUGGGAAAAAUAUUGUAAUAAAGAGAGAAACAAAAUCAGUUUCCUC
Molecule: messenger RNA, 3273 nt
Organism: Menidia menidia (Atlantic silverside)
Lineage: Eukaryota; Metazoa; Chordata; Actinopteri; Atheriniformes; Atherinopsidae
Source: the annotation of a GenBank genome assembly